UUUUCCGACUGUUAUCGCAAUAGUAAACAACAAAUCAGAUAGUCUAAAAAGUUCGAAUACUUUUGAGACCAUCCCAUUUUUUAUUUAUGCUUGCAGUGACAAUCGCGCCAACCGAACCAGAUAGUGUAUCCGCGUUCAAAAACUCAUGAAAAUAUUCGUUUAUUUCAAUUUUGCCGUCUAUAAGAGGCUUAUCAGUCACACCCGCUUCUUGUGAAUCACACCUGCGAUGGAGCACCAGAUGGAGAUCAUUUUUACAAUUUUGGGGAUUGCCCUCGUGCAUGGUCUAAUUUUUUAUUUGGUGUGUCGGAAAUACGUAUUCGGCAACAGCAAGCAUCGGUACUCAUCGGAUGUCAGGCAAAGAUCGAAAAUCUUCGACAAGCAUGUCCUCGUCACCGGAGGUUCCAGCGGCAUUGGCCUUUGGGCAGCGAUCGAGUGUGUUCGUCUUGGGGCUCAUGUAACGAUCGUGGCACGCAAUGUUCAACAGCUUGAAAAGGCAAGGCAGCAACUGGAUACUUAUAAGCUUGUGCCCGAACAAAAGGUUAAUUUUCGAUCGAUCGACCUCACCAAGAGCUACGAAAUCGUCGAGCAAGCUUUACAGGAGAUAGAACUUGCGGUGCAACCUAUUCACAUGCUGGUCAACUGUGCCGGAAUGGCUGUUUGCGGAACGAUUGAAGACACCUCGCUCGAGGAUGCCAAGCGAAUGAUGGAUGUCAACUAUUUUGCAACUUUCUCACCGACCCGCUAUGUCCUUCCAAAAAUGAAGCAAGCUAAAGAAGGAAUAAUUGUCAUUACUGCUUCACAAGCGGCGCUGGUCGGGUUGUACGGUUAUGGUGCUUACGGUGCAUCCAAAUUUGCUCUGCGAGGACUGGCCGAAACAAUCGCCAUGGAAGCGAAACAUUGCGGUGUGAGUGUCACACUGGCACUACCGGCCGAUACAGACACUCCAGGACUGGCUCGGGAGAACGAAUCAAAACCGCUUGAAACGAAAAUCAUUUCCGGCUCUGGUGGACUGGCAAAACCAGAAGAUGUUGGACGCAAAAUCGUACACGAUGCGCUGAAUGGGUCUUUCUUUUCUGUGCUCGGGAUGGAAAGUUGGGUUUUGAGCACGAUGUGUGUCGGUAUGGCACCCUGGAAGGGACCUGUUCUUUGUCUGUUACAGUUUUAUUUGCUUGGCCCGCUGAGACUGAUUGGAUUGCUGCUUCAGUGGAAUUUCCAAAGGAUCAUCAAAAACUGCGCCAAGGAUAAGGAAAAAACAAAACAGGAUUAAUUUUAAUUAAAUUGUGUAAGGCUUAACAAAUCUGCAUUUAUGUUCUGUCACAUCAUCUAAUAAAAAAUAGACUUGUGUUUACUCCAAUGAGAA
Molecule: messenger RNA, 1360 nt
Organism: Wyeomyia smithii (pitcher-plant mosquito)
Lineage: Eukaryota; Metazoa; Arthropoda; Insecta; Diptera; Culicidae
Gene: Kdsr
Product: 3-ketodihydrosphingosine reductase
Exons: 3
Coding region: 227-1267 (346 amino acids)
Biological process (GO): sphingolipid biosynthetic process
Cellular component (GO): endoplasmic reticulum membrane
Molecular function (GO): 3-dehydrosphinganine reductase activity
Source: RefSeq, a predicted model, not a curated record